Pipistrellus nathusii (Nathusius's pipistrelle) is the source of this 993-nucleotide messenger RNA. The record is from the annotation of a GenBank genome assembly. NCBI's taxonomy places the organism in Eukaryota, Metazoa, Chordata, Mammalia, Chiroptera, Vespertilionidae.
AUGCUGAGCCUGAAGCUCCCCAGGCUGCUCAGCAUAGACCAGAUGCCCCAGGUGUUCCAUGAGCAGGGCAUUCUCUUUGGCUACCGACAUCCGCAGAGUUCUGCCACUGCCUGCAUCCUCAGCCUUUUCCAAAUGACCAAUGAGACCCUCAACAUCUGGACUCACUUGCUGCCUUUCUGGUUCUUCGUGUGGAGGUUUGUGACGGCACUGUAUGGGAUAGAUGUCCAGAACGACAGCUACUCCUGGCCUCUGCUCGUGUACAUGAGCACCAGCUGUGUGUACCCCUUAGCCUCCAGCUGCGCACACACCUUCAGCUCCAUGUCCAAGAACGCCCGGCACAUCUGCUACUUCCUGGACUACGGCGCUGUCAACCUUUUCAGCCUGGGCUCGGCCAUCGCCUACUGCGCCUAUUCGUUCCCGGACACGCUGGUGUGCACCCCCUUCCGGGAUUACUACAUGACCCUGGCCGUGCUCAACACCAUCAUCAGCAUUGGCCUCUCCUGCUACUCCAGGUUUCUGGAGCUCCACAAGCCCGGCCUCUGUAAGAUGCUCCGCAUCCUCGCAUUUGCUUAUCCCUACACCUGGGACUCUCUCCCCAUCUUCUACCGGGUAUUCCUGUUCCCAGGGGAGAGUCCACAGAACGAGGUCACCCUGUACCACCAGAAGCACGUGGUCAUGACUCUCCUGGCCACUUUCUUCUACUCCGCACACCUGCCGGAGCGCCUGGCCCCGGGAUGCUUCGACUACAUCGGUCACAGUCACCAGCUGUUCCACGUGUGUGUGAUCCUGGCUACGCACAUGCAGAUGGAAGCCAUACUUCUGGACAAGACUCUGAGGAAGGAAUGGCUCGUUGCCAAUGCCAGGGCCCUGUCUUUCCCUCAGAUAGCAGGAGCCAUACUUCUGUGCCUCAUCUUCAGCCUCAUCAACAUAAUUUAUUUCUCAUCUGCUCUGUAUCGGAUGCCUGAGCCAGAAUUACAUAAAAAAGAAACAUGA